Messenger RNA from Bufo gargarizans (Asiatic toad), 1187 nucleotides. RefSeq names its product nicotinamide riboside kinase 1 (gene NMRK1). Bases 237 to 827 code for a protein of 196 amino acids. Gene Ontology annotation, cellular component: cytoplasm. The transcript is spliced from 10 exons. The record is from RefSeq and is a predicted model, not a curated record. NCBI's taxonomy places the organism in Eukaryota, Metazoa, Chordata, Amphibia, Anura, Bufonidae.
CUGAAAGGAGAAGAUGAGGAAAGAGAACAUCUACAUCAAAGAGACGUCACUGGAUGUAAGAGGUUCAUUGUACCACUUCUGAAGGCAAUCUUCCCCCGUCGGCUGUCAUAGAAGCACAUGAUCUGUAAGUUCACAAGCCAUGCCAGCACGUCCUGCCCACUUCCACUCAGCUGACAGAGGAGAGGGGCCGUGUUCCAAGACCAGGCACAAGAGCUAAAAUUAAAGAAGAGCAGGCCAUGAAAACGUUCAUUGUUGGAAUUGGCGGUGUGACAAAUGGGGGGAAAACGACACUUGCCAACAAUCUUCUGAAAAUAAUUCCCAACUGCAGUCUAAUCAGCCAGGACAACUAUUUCAAGCCCGAGGCAGAAGUUGCAACAGAUGAAAGAGGAUUCAAACAGUUUGAUGUGCUUGAGGCCUUAGAAAUGGAAGCGAUGAUGUCAGAUGUACAUUCAUGGCUCACACAGCAUAAAGGAACUGAACAACCAAAAACACCACAAGAAACCUGUGAAACCUCUGUACACUUUUUGAUAAUUGAAGGUUUUCUCCUGUACCACUACAAGCAUUUGGACGAUGUGUUUGACCAAAGGUAUUUUCUAACUGUUCCAUAUGAGGAAUGUAAGAAGAGGAGAAGCACACGGGUUUACGACCCACCAGAUCCUCCAGGAUAUUUUGAUGGACAUGUAUGGCCCAUGUAUUUAAAGCACAGAGAAGAAAUGGACACGCUCCAAAGAGAAAUAGUUUUCUUAGAUGGCACUAAGACAGAAGAGGAAAUUCUCUGUUAUGUGUAUUCUGACAUUAGAAGAGUUGCUCUUAACUGUCCUUCCUAAGAAGCUUCUGCAGAAUUCAAGACCAACAGACACAAAAAAGUGUGUAAAGAAGAGGCAAUGGUUUAUGUUCGUUAAAGCUACACCGUGACUUUUGUUGCCUGGUUUUUGGUCGCACAUGGACAUGUCCUUUUUUUACCUAGUCUCAAAAUAUAUAGUCAGACACAUCUCCCAAUGAAAUGAAUCAAAUGCAACUGAAUGCCUGAGGUCACAUGACAAGCUUGAGGGUCACAUGACUGACGCCAUCUUUAGUUCUAUUCAGAUCUCCUAUGAGUGGAUUACACAGGAGUACAAUCGGCCGUACUAUUUUUUUUUUCUUUAGAGAUGGGCUAUUGUGUGGAUAUAAUAAAGGAGGUUAAUGUG